AUGCUAGCACGAAACCUUACUGCCGCUUUUUCCGAACAACUCCGCGCCGUCAUAAAUAACAAUCCCACUCAACAACGAGUGCGUAAUAAGAAGAGGCGGGAGAGAUCCAGGACCCACCCGAGUCUCAGCAGGACUGAUCAACGAGAUGAUGAAUCUAAGACCACCUCUUGGGAUGCCCGUACAUACCCGAAAAGCAAAAAGCAAAAGGCAUCCGAAAGCGUCCAAUCGCUAGUGGAUAAGAGGAUGGAAGAGAGAAAAAAGGCACAACUCGCGGGAUCUAGCCGUCCCCUCAGUCCCGUCACUAUGCCGCGGAAUGAGGACGGCAGGAGUAGCCUUCAUGAAGAUCUCACACCGAUAAUUUCUCCGUUGGCUACGGAGAUACUGAAUACCCCCAACCCUGGGAAAAUAAAGAUCCCAAACAUGGCGACCUUCGACGGAACGUCCUGCCCAGAGGAACACCUAAUGGCCUACAAGAACCUGAUGCUGCUGUAUACCACUAACUCAUCAUUGUGGUGCAAAUUCUUCCCAACUACUCUCACAGGGGUAGCCUUGACGUGGUAUACCUCCCUUCCAGGAGGAAGUAUCCACAAUUUUGCGCAAUUAGAAGGAAAAUUUCUGGGUCACUUUGUAGCAUCCAGAAGGCAGGAAAAAUCGAACUUCCAUUUGCUCAGCAUCACGCAACUGGAAGGAGAGUCUAUAUCAUCAUACUUGAAAAAGUUCCAUGAGGCGGUGCUGGAAGUAACUGAUUUGGAAGAGUCGGUUGCAUUAAACCCCCUGAUCAACGGAAUGAAGGCUCAGAGGCUGAAGUUCCAGCUGGUCGAGAGCCAAGUAAAGACAUACGCGGAGGCCAUGAAGCAAUGCCAAAGCUAUGUUACGGCCUCCGAAAUAUGCCAGGCACAUGAUCCUAAGAAACGAAGGUCUGAUAAGAAGGAUCUCACAGCCAAUCAUUCCUGA
Messenger RNA from Amaranthus tricolor (Joseph's coat), 954 nucleotides. RefSeq lists its product as uncharacterized. Bases 1 to 954 code for a protein of 317 amino acids. The record is from RefSeq and is a predicted model, not a curated record. NCBI's taxonomy places the organism in Eukaryota, Viridiplantae, Streptophyta, Magnoliopsida, Caryophyllales, Amaranthaceae. The transcript is spliced from 2 exons.